This is a messenger RNA of Lymnaea stagnalis (great pond snail), 5498 nucleotides long. The record is from the annotation of a GenBank genome assembly. Lineage: Eukaryota; Metazoa; Mollusca; Gastropoda; Lymnaeidae.
GACUCUUAAAGAAGGUCAAGUAAACAAAUGGCAACUUGAGGAGCUGGUACUGAUUGUGAUAUAAUUCCCGAAAAAACUUUAAUUUAUAUUUUCUUAAAGAUUCGAAAAUGAAUUCAGUUAAACGUAAUUUUAAAUCAAUAAUUGUUAUUGGUACAGUUGUUGGAGGUAUUGUUGUUGCAUCAUAUUCUGUAAUAAUUGCCCCUUUCCUGAAUCCUACUCCCUGGAGUGAGUAAAAAAAGUGUUGCUUGUGACUUGUGACAUUGUAAAUUAAUAUGAAUAGUAUAGGAAAUAAAAUGGGCCUACACUGCUACAGUAAAUUAAUUACUAAUAAGUUAGGCAUUAACACUGUAUAAUUUUUAAUAUGAAUAUGCCCUAUAUAAAUGCAUAAUCUUGACUCAAACUGUCACAAACCUCUGCCCCCCCCCCCCUUUUUUUUUUGAAUUUAUCAUUUGGUCAAAUUGUCUUCUUAAUCUUAUACACUAACUAAAGCUUAAUUAUUAGCAAAAUUUAAAAAUUCUUUAAAAAAUGACUGUCUCACUGUGGUUUUCAGACUGUCAUCUUAAAUAUUGUUCUUUUUCAUAUCUAAAAAUACUAAAAUAAAUUCGCUAGUGUAGUUCUGUAGGAAAAUUCACUAAUAGUCGUGCUGCCUUUGAGUCUUUAAUUGUAACCAUUUGGUUUACGAACUAUAAAAAGAUUCCUAUGGGGGUCAGUCGUGAAUUUCUGAUGAUGAAUUAUCAUUAUGAUAUUUAUGAGGUUGUCUAAAUUUGUAGAAAUUUGUAACAAUGGGCACGGGGUAGGGUGGGGGCAGUCCAAAAUUUACCAUAAUAUUGUGGCAUCAUUUUUUAAUGUCCCCCAUCCCAAUGAUGCCCCCCUCCCAUCCCAUUAAUAUCUGAAUUACUACACCCCUGUCAGAAAUAAUUCCUUAGAGCAGAGGUUCCAAGACUGUGUGCCGCUGGGCUCUGGGGCCGGCAGCUUUCUCAAGGGCUGUCAAGAACUGAAUAAAAUAUUCCAUUUAAAUAUUGCUUUUGACUUUUGCACUGUGCACUUGUUAGAAUUGGACAAAGGUUGCCUAGAGAAAAAUAUGGAUGCAGCAAGAAAGCAGUGACUUGAAAAAUUCAGGAACCUUAGCCCUAGAAUAUAUAUUAUAUGCCCUGUCAACUAUUUUUCAUUCCUUCCCUUUUUAGUUCUUCUAAUUCCCAGACUCCAGUCCUCCACUUUUUUAAACAUAAUUUAUCAUGGCAUUCAAUGUCACUGCCCUUUUAGAAUCUCAUUCUCUAUUCAAUUCUGUAACUUAAUCUCCUCCCAGAGCCCAUUUUAGACAACCUCACAUACCUGUGAACUAGUUCUAUGUGUACUUAUUAAUAAUGAAAAUGAUGGGAGUUUAAAUCAUAUACAACAAAUAAUCAAACAUUUACAAACAUAAAGAAGGAAAAUGAAAUAAUUAAAAUUGGUGUAUAAAUGAAUAAUGGUUAAAAAUACUGUAAUUUAGUGUAAGUUGUUUUAAUUCCACUUUUUAUGUGACAUCUCAUUGUUAAAACCUCCAUCCUCACAUCACACAUAAUCACAGUAAUGUGAGACUCCCAUCCCAGUGUGUGACAUCUUUUAUGGAUGGCCCCUUAAAAUGGAUGACUUAAAAUGAAAGUGCCUUCUCUAAAGAUGACUCAAAUAUGCUCAGUGUGUGGCAGAGUGUUAUGCACCAUAACCUUUGCUAAAACAUAAUGAUAAUAUCAUUACUACCCGUUACUCUUUAAUUGGCCUUAGCAUAAUUCUGGAUGAACUAGGCUCAAACGGAUUAAAAUUUGAUAGCUUUGGAAUAUUAUUUAGUUUGUUGAGAAUUUGAUUUUGUUACUGUGAGCAGACAUAAGUGUUUUAGUGGAGAGAUAAAACCAUACACAAAUAAAUCAAAUAAUUUUUAGAUAGAACUUUGAGUUAGAUUUAAUUAUAUUUGAAUUAAUUAAAUUCAUCAUAAUUUACAAACAUUACCUUCUUGUUUCAGAAGAAGAACAAAUUAGAAGCAGGCAAGGUAUUGACAGAGAAAAGAUACAACCAGGCAGUAAGCUCUAUACACCACCUCAUUAAAAAUCAAAUGGUGGGGGGAAUUGAUAUUAUUUCUUUUUCAUCAGGGAGGAUUAAAUUUAUAUUAACCAUUUGAGAAGCGUUACUGCUUUCCAGGUAUUACGCUUCAUUCAGCAAAUCUUGCCGCAAGCAGUGCGCCACAAUAAAAGAUGCCUAGUGAUUUUAACUCUCCUUAUUAAGGAGUUAAAAAAAGCCUAUUUAUAAAUAGGUAGUAUAAAACUCUUGUUUGUUGAGGUUUGGUGAAUGUAGCAGUUCCCUUAAUUUUUACAAUACUGUCGAUUUUUUUAAAAUAGUGCUUUUUUGACAAUAGAUCUACGCUGAGAAAAUGAUCAUUCUAGAAUCGCUUCAAACUUCUAGUAUGACGGCUGUUAGUGGCAACAGUGAUGAAUUUGAUGGAGAAAUAGAUAAUGGAAAUGAAUGUAAUGUUGGUAUUAAAUUAUCUCAAUAUCUUGAAAACCCAGAUGGAGAUGGGCCAGAGGAUGAAGAUGAUGACAAUGUUGAUAGAUCUGACUGGUCUAGGAUUGAUAUUGAUAAAUUUCUAGAUGUAACUGGUCUUAAUGAUUAUAAUUCUGAAUAGCAUGAUUACUUUUCUUAACAUUCAUCCCUGCGACUUACUAUGAAGAGUUGGUAAUGCAAACUAACAUGUAUGCAAGCUCUAACAAGCCACCCAAAGUGAUAUGAAACUAAGAUUUUUUAAUCAAUAAGAUUUUUGGAAGUCAUCAGCUACCAGAAUAUAAACACUAUUGUCCAAGUCAUGAGCCGUGAGGUGUUCAUGCAGUAGCUAAAGUGAUGAGUAGAAUUCAAUUUGAACUCUUAUUGAGAUGUUUUCAUGUGAAUGAUAAUAGUAAAAUUAUUUCAAAGGGUGCUGAUCCUACUUUCAAAGUUAGGACUAAGCUAGAUUUUGUGAGAAAUAACUGCAGUGUUAGCAAUUUCUAUCCUGGAAGAAAGCUUCCUUUGAUGAGGCUUUGAUAGGAAGAUUAAUGUUUAAACAGUAUAUCGAACAUACCCAGUGGAGAAUUAAAAUUUGGUGUGCAGCAGACAGCAAAAUGAGUUUGUGAAUCUGAAAUUUUCAGUCAGAUAGCCUUGGUCUUGGCAAUGAUGUGACGACAACACUUUGAGAGAGAUUUAAAAAUAAAUACCGAUGGCAUAAUUUUUACUCUGGUGGCUUCUUUUCCUCAUGGUAAUAAGAGGGGAGAGUAAUCAGGUUAAAAAAAAUGGAAAAUGAGUGAAAUGAAGUAUGGGAAAACCUGAAGAAAAGAACGCAACAAAAUAAAGAAAGUGUCAGGAACAUUCCUUGUUUUGUUGCAUUCUUUUUUUUUUAGGUUUUCCCAUACUUCACUUCGCAAAUUUACAUCCUUUUCCUUAAUUUUCAAACAAAAAACCUACUCAUGUGCAACUAGUAGCACCAACCAUUAAGGUUAGCACAUUGCUCUCAAGGAAAAACCUAGGAAGACUUCAACCAUGAUGAGACGGAGAGGAAUUUCUUGUUGCUUCUCAAUGGUUGAUAAAGAACUGUUAAUGUGCUUCCCAACUAAUGCAAAUCCAAUAAUGAGUAACGUGUCUAGAAGAAAUGCUAGCAGAUUUGCAGAGAAAGAAGUUCCUACACAGAUCAUCAUUUAUAACCAAUGCAUGAGGGGGUGUUGAUUUACACAAUUAGUGCAUAUCCUAUUAUUCACUAGGAAGAAGAAGUUUGAAAUGGUGAUGCCUUAUUGGGUUCUUACUCCAAUAGCUGUUGUAAAGUCUUUAUCAGAUAUACUGGGACAUACAGUCAUUCAGCAGUGACAAAAUUGUUACAUACUCAAUUUGACUUUUGAUUGGCAGUCUUUGUAAGCCCUAUAAAUUAUAAAAAAAAUAACUCUGCCAGCAGAACAUCAAGAAAACCAGCAGUAACAGGAGCUGCUGAUAAAACUCAAACCAAAAUUAAAUUCCCUGUAAGAAAAUAGAAAUGCCAACACUGCCGAAAGACUGGACACAAGACAGAAAAAUGUUUUCAGGUUGAAACAUGCUAUGGGUGGAGCAAAUCAAAUAACACAAAACCGGAAGGCAAUUGAAUUAUUUGAAUGUGAUUUUGGUCUAUAGUUGUUAAAAAUGAACUUUUUGAAAUUUUGAAAUUUUUUUUUACAAUUUCAGAUCUUAUAAACAAUUGAAGUAUUUUAUUUGAAUUGAAAUGUCAUAUUUUCUCUGCAAUUAUAAGUAUUUUUUUUUUAAGGACUGGAUGAAUGUCUGAUUUUGUAUAAAUAUUAAAGUUAGUACUUAUAGAACACAAUAUUGAGUUAUUUCCCUUAGCUCUUUUAGGCCUACUAAGGUCAUUUCUAAUCAGAUGCUAUGGUACUGUUAUAAAGAUAAAUGUACUCCACACAAUUUGCCAGCUGAAUAAAAUAAAAUUACUUAUACAUAUUCUAAAUCUCCACAAGAUUAUUGCAGGAAAACCAAACUAAACUAAAAUAAUAGCGCCUAGACAUCUGUCUACAGAAAAACUAGUGGAUUAUACCUAUUUCCUUUAUAUUCCCACAGCAACCACAAUGAUAGUUAAACUUUAAGUUAAGUAGGUUUCUUUAAAGUAUAGAAAGAUCAUUGAGUUAACUUAGUUUAUUUGUGUGUGUUUAGCAUUAGAGUUGUGCCAAAUCUGAUACCAGCAACAGUAACAUUAAAUUUUGAUCAGUUUCAACUUUUGUUUUUUCAGAUAUGAAAGUGUGGACAGACCCAUUUGAGAGGAAGAGCGAUUGAAAUAUUUUUUUUUUUUAUCAUUACUUCCUCGUGUAAAAAAAAAUAGAAUAAAUUAUAAAUGCACUGACAGGAUAGUAUUUUCUUUUCAACUUGAUCCCCGACCACCAACAUAUUACAUUAAGUUUACCCUAACCCUGCUAGCAGCGUAAUGAAAAGCUCAUGUAGUUUCCUGGCCACCAACAUAUUACAUUAAGUUUAUCCUAACCCUGCUAGCAGCAUAAUGAAAAGCUCAUAUAGUUUCCUGGCCACUGCGUACAGUUUACAGUUAAUAAAGUCUAGUUUAAGUAAGAAAUUGGUUCCAAAUGUAAUUUGCAGAUAAUUAAUUUUAUUGUUGGUAUGUUAAACUUAUGUGUGCAAGAGCUGCCAUGAUUUCUUAACACGCAAAUGUUGCCAUGAUUUCUUAACACGGCUGAGUAAGUUAAAAAAAGAAAUUUCGAAUUUGUUGUACUUUGGGGAGUUUGAACCUGGAAUGGCUGAUUGAGGAACAGUUUGGCAGCAAUAUAAGUUUAGUUUGUAAAAAAAAAUUGAACCAGCAGAGAAUGAAAAAGAAUAUGUUUGUUGACUACAUGACUCUCCAAGUUUGGAUGUUUGGUGCGAAUGUUUCACUGCACAGAAUGACAUGAUAUUUUCUUACCUGUGUUAUAUGAGACAUUUAUUGAUCAAACGUGUGAAAGAAAAUAAAUUCAAAAUGCAAU